Molecule: messenger RNA, 1089 nt
Organism: Rotaria sp. Silwood2
Lineage: Eukaryota; Metazoa; Rotifera; Eurotatoria; Philodinida; Philodinidae
Source: the annotation of a GenBank genome assembly
AUGUGUGAACGAUCAUCAUUAUUUCUUAUUGAAGCAAAAUCAAUUUUAUAUGAUCUUUUGAAACGUACUUUAGAAUUAUUCGACUUAUGUUUUCAUUUCGUUGAACAUUAUCGUAUUGAUAAAUAUUUUAUUGAACGUGAACAAAAACGUGAUUAUAAUUAUUUUUCUCUUUCUAAACCAUGUAAAUUAAAUUUUAAUAUUAUAUCUGAUAUUGAUAUAUAUCUUCAUCGUUUAUAUACAUCAUGUCGUUUAACAAGAAGUAAUUUACGUUCAUUACAUGCUUCUCGAAUGUUAUCAUCACAUGAUUAUAUAGUUAUUGAUGAUGAAAUUUAUGAAUUAAUUAAAUUUUUUCAAUUAAAAGUCAAUAAACAAUGGCAUCAAUAUCAAUCAAGAGAAAAAGAACAAGAAAAAACAAAUAAAUUUCAACAAUUUGAUCAUAUUAUUAAUAGAAGAUAUCAUUCACAACGUAUGAUUCAUAAUUCACAAACAAUUGAAUCAUUUGUAUUUCUUCCUGAAACUUCAAAACAUAAUAAUAAUUCUCAACAAAUAAAUUCAUCUAAUAAAUUACAAUCAACAAAUUCUCAACCAAUAGAUGAAUAUCAUCAUAUAUUAAUAAUAUUUCGAAGAAUUUCUUAUUUUUAUCAAUUACUUAUUGAUGAAUUAUAUGGCGUUCAUAGUGUACAAGAUUCAGAUAUUCUUCAACUAAUUGUAGUUAAUAUUAUUCGAUUACUUUUAUUUAUUGCAAAUAAAUUAAAACAAUAUAUUAAAAUUAAUUCAUCAUCAAUAAUUAAUAAUAAUCAUUUUCGUAUAAAACGAAAUGAAGAAAUUUGUCGUGUGGAAAAAAAACCAAUGUCAACAACAAAAUCAAAAUUUAAAUUAAUAGAAAUUCAUCCGACUAAUAUUAAUACUUUAGCAUUAUCAAAAUCUUUGAAUGAUGGAAAUUUCAAUGAAGAAAAUAACGAUAAAAAUAUUGAAUAUGUUCGAAAUGAUAAUCAUUCAUCAAAUAUUAUACAAGAUAAUCAAACGAAUUCAUUAGAUUUUGAUGAAGAUGAAUUUUAUCGUUUAGCUAAUCUUGAACGAGACGAUUAA